GCUUGCUGCUCCUGACGGCUACGUAGCCGUCACGUAGCCGACAGUAGACACAGUUGUAGACACAGACAAAUGUUGUUUUACCGCCGUACUUGACGAGCAGUCUGCAGUUGGUGGGGAAUUCGCCGCAGUUUCGUCAGGGCGAAAAUUGUGACGGGUGCUGCAUGUGCCAGUGCAGGGAUCUGUGUCAGCGGUCCACCCAACGGAAUUGAAGCGACACAUCGACGUUGUGGCCCACUUUGCAGAAAUGACACUUUUCGGGGAACCACGUAGAGGGGGGGCGUUGCCCCGUCUUGACUUUAAAAGCGGCCCUCGACGCCAGGGUUGAGGUCAUUGCUGCUAUCACCGAAUCCGUCAUGAGGCUCUUGGUGCUCUUCGCUGUGGCGGUGUGCGUGCUGAGCACUUGCUCGGAUGGUUUUUUGCUCAAGAAAAGACUCAAGAAGCAGAAGAAAGGCAAAGGUGGAGGAUGGUCCAGUGGCUUCGUGCUCGCCCCACUUCCUCCAGUGCACGCCGCCCCCGCACACUUUGGCCCUGGACAUUUUGAUCUACACGAAGCGCACUUGCACCACGGAUUCGCUGACCCCGGACACUACUCGACGUUGCACGUCGACGUCCCCGCAGCUCCUCCACCUCCACCCCCACCGCCGGCAGCACCAUCCAUUCACGGUUACAUCCAACAGAGCCCUCAGGGAAAAUACGUCAUUUACUGCCCCUACGAAGUGUAUGGUAUGGAGCCAGUCAAGGGGAAUAUUCAGCCACGGUGGUGAGGCGUACCACAGGUCCGCAGUUCAUGAAGGCUACUGUAAAAUACAAGUGACAAGAGAAAAUGGAGGAGAG
Molecule: messenger RNA, 834 nt
Organism: Ornithodoros turicata
Lineage: Eukaryota; Metazoa; Arthropoda; Arachnida; Ixodida; Argasidae
Exons: 3
Coding region: 354-764 (136 amino acids)
Source: RefSeq, a predicted model, not a curated record